This is a messenger RNA of Vigna radiata var. radiata (mung bean), 1846 nucleotides long. RefSeq lists its product as uncharacterized. The transcript is spliced from 3 exons. Lineage: Eukaryota; Viridiplantae; Streptophyta; Magnoliopsida; Fabales; Fabaceae. Bases 301 to 1602 code for a protein of 433 amino acids. The record is from RefSeq and is a predicted model, not a curated record.
CUUCUUUUUCCCCUCUCUCUCAUAAACAAAAACACAAAAGCAUGCCACAGAAAAAGAAGAGAUUGUGCAAACAUUCAUUGAUUUUUGGGUUAUUACCCUCGUGAUCUGUGCACAAUCAUCUUCUGCUUCAUAAUAUAUACCUUCAUCUUCCUUUUUCCUCUUUUCUUACUUUCUUUGUUCAACACCCUUCUGUUGGGAACGACCCUUUUCCAGUUUUGGGAUUUGGAGGCUGCAAAAGGGCAUCUAAAUAUUGUGAACUAGUGCUUUAAAAGCAAUAAUGGGGUGGCAAUUCUGACAAACAUGGAUCCUCAGGCCUUCAUCAGGUUGUCAAUAGGUUCUCUGGGGUUGCGAUGCACUGGAAUUGAACUGCACACCGGAAAAUCUGGAAUUCAAACACUCUCCCUACCUUGUGUUUGUGAGAUUCGGCUUCGAGGUUUUCCUGUUCAAACAUCUUCAGUCCCUGUGAUAUCCUCAGCAGAAGUUACACCUGACACUCAGAACAUUGCCUCUAGCUUUUACCUUGAGGAGUCUGAUUUAAAAGCAUUGUUAGCUCCUGGAUGCUUCUCCAACACUCAUGGUUGUUUGGAGAUUGCUGUGUUUUCAGGGAGGAAGGCCUCCCAUUGCGGAGUUGGCAUCAAAAGGCAGCAAAUAGGGAUCUUUAAAAUGCAUGUGGACCCCGAGUGGGGUGAAGGAAAGCCGUUGAUUCUUUUUAAUGGGUGGAUAGGUAUUGGCAAGAACAAACAGGAGAACGGAAAGCCGGGUACCGAGCUACAUCUAAAAGUGAAACUAGACCCUGACCCUAGAUAUGUAUUCCAGUUUGAAGAUAUCACAACAUUGAGUCCUCAGAUAGUUCAACUGCAAGGAUCUAUCAAGCAGCCAAUCUUCAGUUGCAAGUUUAUUAAGGACAGGGUUUCCCAGGUUGACCCGUUGAGUGCAUACUGGACAGGCUCUACCAACGAGAUUUCUAACUUGGAGACAGAGAGGAGAGAAAGAAAGGGGUGGAAGGUGACGAUACACGAUCUCUCUGGCUCGGCUGUCGCUGCAGCCUUCAUAACAACUCCCUUUGUUCCAUCUUCAGGUUGUGAUUGGGUUGCCAGAUCCAACCCAGGGUCUUGGUUGAUUGUUCGGCCAGACACAGGCCGAUCCGAGAGCUGGCAUCCAUGGGGAAAGCUCGAAGCAUGGCGCGAGCGUGGCAUCCGAGACACCGUUUGCUGCAAGUUCCAUCUUUUAUCUGAAGCUCAAGAGGGAGGUGAACUCCUCAUGUCUGAAAUACACAUAAAUGCUGAAAAGGGUGGAGAGUUUUUCAUAGACACUGAGAAACAUCUGAGAACUGCAACUGCAGCAGCAAGUCCAAUACCAAGUCCACAAAGCAGUGGAGACUUUGGUGCACUGAGUCCAUUGGUUGGAGGUUUUGUCAUGAGUUGCAGGAUUCAAGGAGAAGGAAAGCAAAGCAAACCGUUGGUCCAACUCGCAAUGCGACACGUGACGUGUGUCGAGGAUGCUGCCAUCUUCAUGGCACUUGCAGCAGCUGUGGACCUCAGUAUCCAGGCAUGUAAACCUUUCAGGAGGAAGGUGAGAAGAGGUUUCUGGCAUUCUAUGUGAAGAACACAAGGCAAAAAUGUAUGUGUAAGCACCAUCAUAGAUGUGAAUUUUCUGCCUUUGCUUUUCUGCAAUGCUUAGAAAAAUGUACAGCUUAAGUUAGUGCCCUGCAUUGCUCUCUUGUGAAUUUUUCAGCAUAUUAUUAGCAUUCUGAUGCUUGUACAAUUAAGCUGCACAAAACAAUACCAAGUUAAUGAACUUUUUCUAGAAUUGACCUCAUUCUGAAAAGGGUUCUGUUUUUUUCAUA